This is a messenger RNA of Hibiscus syriacus, 669 nucleotides long. Its product is annotated as E3 ubiquitin-protein ligase At3g02290-like. The record is from RefSeq and is a predicted model, not a curated record. The coding region runs from base 79 to 669 and encodes 196 amino acids. Gene Ontology annotation, molecular function: ubiquitin-protein transferase activity. NCBI's taxonomy places the organism in Eukaryota, Viridiplantae, Streptophyta, Magnoliopsida, Malvales, Malvaceae. The transcript is spliced from 3 exons.
AGAACGGUUGAGCCAUAUUGAUGUGGUUGCGUUACGUGGAGAGUUUAAACUGAAAGGGAAAGCUUAAAAGUUGACAUUAUGGAUUCCGUUUGUUCCUGCUUGCACGCUGAGGAUUUUGAGGACUACAUGAAUCCAAACAGUAAUAUUUAUAGAAAUUGUUUGUGCCUCGGGUGCUUCUUUCAGAAUUUUAUACACACGUGUACCACGUUAUUUCAAAGAGGAGAGCUGCACUCUGUCCCUUCAUCCAUUCAGGGAAUAGCAUCUAUGAACUCUUCUGCAUCACUAGACAACUCACUUUCUAACAUGUACUUUUCUGCUCCAUGGCCCUUGCCUUGUGAUUCUGACACCAGAUAUUUUCGCUUACAAUGUAAUGGUCUUGUUUCAAGACUUGAGAAGGGUUCAAGUCAUUCACAAGGGGAAUUGGAGCCUUUAAGAGGUGAAGAUGAUGCAGGUCCGGAUUCUUUGAGUUUGAGGAGAGGAGAAAAAUGGAAUGCUUGUGAACAAGGCUCAACUGAGCAGCAUUCCAAAUCCUCACAACUCUCGUCAACAAAAACGUCGGUUGGAAUUGAGAACAUCUAUCCACUGGAAGAGGAGGAUAUCUGUCCAACAUGUCUUGAAGAAUAUACUGUAGAGAAUCCGAAGAUAAUAACAAAGUUUCUGGUUAUCUAA